UGAGGAAUUCCCAUCUUCUUCUUCCUCCUUUUACUUUUCUGCUCAAUCAAACCCUUCCUUAGAAAGUUUCAUAGGAUGGGGGAAGUUCUUUUUGAGAAUGACCAAAUUAACAGUUCUCUACCGUGCUUAAUUAUCCCCUGAUUGGCUAUUCAUAUAGGGAACGACCGAUAGAAAUAUGGGUUCACAAAACUACACACCUAAUGCUUAUGUCAAAUUUUAUAUUUUUCCUCUACAAAUACUCAGUCAUAAUUUGGAGCUCUCCUCAAACUCCAUAGGAGAGGGGCAAAUCAACUACUUUUAUAACUCCUUAUAAUUUAUCUCUAGGAACCCAUCUUCAGACUUGAGCCAAUCGCUUGUUUGCCAAAUUUAGCUUAUCGCCUCCACAGAUCUGUUUGGCUCCCAAAACUUACGUCCAUCAUUUCUCACUAAUAAUAUUCACGGUGGAAAUUUUCCCUCUUACUUUUAUCCCUCUUGACAUUUCCUUUAUUGCUAUCUCAGUAAAAUUCUUCUCGUUUCAAUAACUAUCUUAAUCUCAAGUAUCCCUCAAUCUUCACGCACUCUCCUCUUUUAAAUUCUUCCUUUUACCCAAUUCCAUCUUCACAACCAAGGAAAAGAGAGAAGAUAACCCGAGGAAAAUAGAGAAGGGUCGGAGUUUCCCUUUACAAAACUUGUUUAAAAAUAAAAGAAUUGUGUAUAAACAUGCCUUCCACGGUUAAGAUAAUUUCCACCUUAUUCAUAGUCACCCUCCUCGUCACCUCCUGCAGAGCUGCGUCCCGCCCUGGUCCGACAGAAGCUCCGACCGCCGCUAGUCCGACCAACGUGCCCACCGCCGAUGUCAAUUUUGAGGGACAUACUUUCGACCCCAUGAUCGACCGACUUGAUCCCGCUCUUUUUGCCGCCAGCAGCUCCCACAAGGCGGUGGAUGGACAUGAUUCGGACGAGGAGGAUCUAUGUGUAGGGCUGGGAGAAAAUGAUUGCUUGACGAGAAGAAAUCUAGCAUCAGCUCAUGUCGAAUAACACAUCUGCACCCAGAAACAUAAUAAGCCAUGGAAGUUAGCAGUACUUCUCGAUCUUGAUAUAAUUAAUCCCAAAAAAAAAUUUCUUCCUCUUUGAUUUGGGAGUUUCACGAACUACACCAAAUAUAGGCAACCCCUAGCUUUUUUCCCCCCUCGCCUCCCCUUUAGUCACAUUUAUAUGUUGUAUUCUUACAUUUAAUCAACGAUCCCAUUAUGGUGCGGGAUUGUUCAGAAGUUGUGUUAAUUUGUUUCUCUUCUAUUAUUAGUUUUUCAUCAAAGGUUUAUAUUUUCGUACAAAGUCUCGAGUUUAUUGCAUGUUAUCGUUCGGUUGCGGAUUUAGGAUUUGACGUCCCAAAACAUUUUAAUAAUAAUAAUAAUAUAACAAAAUAUCGUACUUUUUUAUUCAUAUCAAUACAAAAUAUUAUUUGUAUUAAUCAAAGUCACUCAAAAAAGAACCUAAAAAAAUUAAAGCUUAUGAAGAGUUUCACUUUCUCUUGAUAACGAGUUCGAGCUAGUAGUAAGAAAUUCUAAAGUCAGAAUCUUCAAAUGUAUGAAUGAGGUCGAGUUCAUAUGAUUGGGGAGAUGAAUGACUCUCACCGAUCAAUUAGUCAAAAUAUUAAUUCGUCAACGAAUAUGCGUAGCUCAAAGGCAUACAAGAUAGAGUUUGAAGUUCAUGUAAGUGUUAUUGAGGAAGCUCGUCAAAAGGCAUACAAGAUAGAGUUUGAAGUUCAUGUAUAUGUUAUUGAGCAAGCUCGUAUAUGACGUCUAACUUAAAAGUUUAAAUGAAAGUGUUACCAAGAGACGGUCUAGAUUUUAUUCGAAGCUUCUGGUUCUUUGAUGUAUCAGAUAUUCUGAUUUACAUUAAUAAAGUUUUUUUAAAAUAUUUUGGAUGAUGGUAAUAUACUUUAAAUUUGAGG
Linum trigynum is the source of this 1933-nucleotide messenger RNA. The record is from the annotation of a GenBank genome assembly. NCBI's taxonomy places the organism in Eukaryota, Viridiplantae, Streptophyta, Magnoliopsida, Malpighiales, Linaceae.